UGAUCCACUGAGCUGGUUUGACCCAACCUCCUUUUAUGUGAUCCAAACCCUCUGCUGUUGAGAUCCUCAUUGUGAGGCAGGUCUCUGAGUGUGUAUAAAAGCUGGAGGUUGAUCAGCUCUUCACAUUGAGAGUCAUCUCAGCAUUCUGGCUGUAAGGAACCUGCAGAAAGGAGAAGUACCAAGUAAACAUGUCUCACAGCUGGGAUUACGGCACUCAAGGUCCUGAUAAAUGGGCUGAGCAUUUCCCCAUCGCUAACGGAGCCCGGCAGUCUCCCAUUAACAUCAUCCCGAGCCAGGCCCAGUUCGACUCGACUCUCAAGCCGCUCAAGAUCCAGUAUGACUCAUCGAGGACCAAAGACAUCUUGAACAAUGGGCAUACAUUCCAAGUGAGCUACCUGGACGACAACGACAGUACAAUUCUGACUGGUGGGCCCAUCACUGGCACCUACAGGCUAAAGCAAUUCCACUGCCACUGGGGUGCGAGUGACGACAAAGGGUCCGAGCACACAGUCGAUGGUGCCAAAUACCCCUGUGAGCUGCAUCUGGUGCACUGGAACACCAAGUAUGCAAACUUUGGUGAAGCCCUCAACAAAUCUGAUGGCUUGGCGGUGAUUGGAGUUUUUCUGAAGAUUGGUCCUGCCAAUCCCCGACUGCAGAAAGUUCUGGAUGUCUUUGAUGCCAUCAAAGAAAAGGGUCAGCAAACCACUUUUACGAACUUUGACCCCAAGAACCUGUUGCCUGCCUCCCUGAAUUUCUGGACAUACGAAGGCUCUCUCACCACACCACCUCUGCAUGAGAGCGUCACCUGGAUCGUCCUCAAAGACCCAAUUAGCGUGAGCUCUGCUCAGAUGGAGAAAUUCCGCAAACUGUUGUUCACCUCACCGGGCGAAAAACCUGUCUGUAUGUGCAAUAACUACAGACCCCCUCAGCCCCUAAAAGGACGCAAAGUCCGCGCCAAUUUUAAGUAAAAUACAGAAAACACCUCUGACCCUGUCCACUCUACACAUCUCAGUGAAUCAGUUCAUUCAUUUGAACUGUAAUGAAUCACUCGUCAUUUGGUUCAUCUAAAUUUAAGGGAAAAAACAACAACAAAACAAUAGAAAAUGCUGUCAGUUGGUUAAUCUAUUCAAAUGAAUCAGCUCCCAAUCUGUUACAAGCUUUUAAUUGUAAAAUGUUAACCUGUGCAUUUAAUCCUCAGUGUUCCCAUUAGUUUAAUUCCCCUUACUCCUCAUCUAAUGGAUUAAUUAUUAUUAUUAUUAUUAUUAUUAUUAUUAUUAUUAUUAUCAUUUAUUAUUAUUUUCAGUUAUAUAUGUUUUAAUUUGAGAUGUGUGAAAUGUUCAAGGUGCAGAGCACAAAGAAGAAAGAAACCCUCUAGUGAAGCACUUUUCACUUUAAGAAGCAGCAAUAAAGAAAAGUUAUAAAGAAAAGUGUUUAUUAUUAAGCUACAAAAAAUUUUUGUCAGAGGGAUUAACUCAUAAAUAAUAAAGUUAAUAUAUAUUUCAAAAUAAAGAUCUGAAGACUUA
This is a messenger RNA of Tachysurus fulvidraco (yellow catfish), 1523 nucleotides long. It is a transcript of the gene cahz, whose product is annotated as carbonic anhydrase. Gene Ontology annotation, biological process: carbon dioxide transport. Gene Ontology annotation, molecular function: carbonate dehydratase activity; zinc ion binding. Lineage: Eukaryota; Metazoa; Chordata; Actinopteri; Siluriformes; Bagridae. The transcript has 7 exons. The coding region runs from base 189 to 968 and encodes 259 amino acids. The record is from RefSeq and is a predicted model, not a curated record. Gene Ontology annotation, cellular component: cytoplasm.